This is a messenger RNA of Alosa alosa (allis shad), 1523 nucleotides long. Its product is annotated as zgc:172076. The record is from RefSeq and is a predicted model, not a curated record. Lineage: Eukaryota; Metazoa; Chordata; Actinopteri; Clupeiformes; Clupeidae. The coding region runs from base 106 to 1350 and encodes 414 amino acids. Gene Ontology annotation, biological process: phosphocreatine biosynthetic process. Gene Ontology annotation, molecular function: creatine kinase activity. The transcript is spliced from 9 exons.
CAUAUCUUCUGCUAUUGCUUUGCUGCCUGGUCUGUAGCUGGCUGUGGGGCUUCUAGACUCUCUGAUCUCGGUGCACUUAAGCAGGCUUCCCCUACAACCAAAAAGAUGUGGUCACAUCAGAGGAAAUGGAGGAAGUUCAAAUCCCCACUUGAAUUUCCUUUGGAGGCCAAGUACAGGCCUAUUCUUGAGAGCACUUUUCCUAUAGACCCCAUGAGCCGUUUCAACUUGAAGAGGGGUUCCCCUCAGGAAGAGUUCCCCUACUUGAGGGGCAAUCAUACUUUAAUGGGCGAAAUCCUCACUCUGCAUCUUUACACGCGACAGUUCAACCGGGCCACAGAAAGUGGAGUCAUCUUUGACGAUAUCAUUCGGCCUGGCUUAGAAGACCCUGGUAAGCCCACAGAGCCAGGUCAGGUCAAGUCAGUGGGCUGUUUGGCUGGCGAUGCCCAAUCCUACAUCCUCUUCUGUGACUUCUUUGACCGCAUCAUUGAGGCCUAUCAUGACUACAAAAUGACCAGUACACAGGAGAGUGACUUCAACAGCGGCAACCUAAAGGGAGGGGAGGACUUUGAUGCGGCCUAUGCUGUGAGCUGUGAGAUCAGAGCGGCUCGCUGUGUGGAGGACUUCUGCUUCCCAAUGCACUGCAGCAGGGGAGAGCGCAGGGCACUUCUCUCACUGGCACAGAAAGCUCUGACCAAGUUGUCUGAGGAGUUCCCAGGCAAGCUGUACUCGAUGGAGCAGCUGAGUCAAGAUGGCGACGGGAAGGGGCUGUCCAUGAUGAGCCCAUCCCCUGCCAUGUGCAAGAUUGGAGUGGCCCGCGAUUGGCCCAGUGCCAGGGCUGUGUGGGUGAGUGAGAACGGACAACUGGUCAUAUUGGUCAACUUUGAGGACCAUCUCAAACUUGAGUGCACCAGGACAGACGCCAAUCUCCAGCUGGCAUUUGACUGCAUCUGUGCCAACCUGCUGAGGCUGGAGAAACUGUACAAAAAUCUGCGCCACACAUUUGUGUGGAAGGAACACUUGGGCUGGGUGGUGAGCUCUCCUGCCGAGGUGGGCACAGCCUUGAAGGCCAGCGUCACCGUCAGGCUGCAGCACCUGCCUGGUCACAAGCGCCUUGAGAAUGUCCUGGACAGACUGCGCCUCCACAUGAUUCCUACUGACAAACCCGGCCUGUACAUAGUGACCAACACUCCCACCAUUGGCUUCACAGAGGUGGGUGUGGUCCAGCUAGUUGUGGAUGGUGUGAAGCUGCUCAUUAGCAUGGAGAAGAGGCUGGAGAACCACGGGGGAAUAGACGAUCUAGUACCUACACACAAACUCAGCGGCUACACAGACACACAGCUACACGUCUAAAAGGAGCAGCUACACUAGGAGUCCUGUGAUGACAACAAAGUUUAUGUGUCAUGUGUAAGGUAAACGGUCUUCAUAUGGUUUUUAAAAACAAUGUGGCCCUUGUUGUGGAACAGCACAUGGUGAAUUACAAUAUGCAUACCUAAAAUUCUGAAAAUAAAUUACCUUUGUCAUUU